Galeopterus variegatus (Sunda flying lemur) is the source of this 705-nucleotide messenger RNA. Its product is annotated as valine--tRNA ligase, mitochondrial-like. The annotation marks the transcript as partial. The record is from RefSeq and is a predicted model, not a curated record. NCBI's taxonomy places the organism in Eukaryota, Metazoa, Chordata, Mammalia, Dermoptera, Cynocephalidae. The transcript is spliced from 3 exons.
CUCGAGGCCUCUCCCGUCCGUGUGUCACAGCCGAGUCGUAGAUGCCUAGGCUGAGUGUCAGCGACUCCUACGCUGCUCCAGAAGAGCCCUGGUCUUUGUGGCUCCAGGGUUUCUUCCCCAUUGACAUCAAGCACUCCAGUCCUCAAGGAGGAAGGGUCGUGUGGGAAGGGAUAGACCCUUAACACAGACCAAGGAUAGUAGGAGGCAGGGAAUAAGGAAUAAGGGGAGUGAUUUUAGGGGGUGUGACUCUCCCCAACCCCCAUAUCCUCCUAAUGUGCUCUCUGUCCGGAACAGAUCUGGGUCCCUUUCCAAACACUCCUGAUGCCUCAUUUGACUCUGGCCUCUUUUCGACCACCACUUUGGGGGCUGAGGUCCUCACGGAGCCUCCCCAGGUCCCAUCCCCUUUCUACACAGCCAGAGCCCUAUGGAUCUCCCAUCUCCCGGAGGAACCGAGAAGCCAAACAGAAGCGCCUGCGAGAGAAGCAGGCGGCGCUGAAGGCUGGAAUAGCCGGGAAGAGCAAGUCCCUUGCAGAAUCUAGUAAGGCCUGGAGUCCUAAGGAGAUAAUAUUGUAUGAAAUCCCUACAGAACCUGGUGAAAAGAAAGAUGUCUCUGGGCCCCUGCCUCCUGCAUACAGCCCCCGAUAUGUUGAAGCUGCCUGGUACCCGUGGUGGGUGCGAGAGGGUUUUUUCAAACCAGAAUAUCAG